This is a messenger RNA of Naegleria gruberi, 1494 nucleotides long. RefSeq lists its product as uncharacterized. The record is from RefSeq and is a predicted model, not a curated record. Lineage: Eukaryota; Heterolobosea; Eutetramitea; Acrasida; Naegleriidae. The transcript has a single exon. The coding region runs from base 1 to 1494 and encodes 497 amino acids.
AUGAGUUUUAACAAGAGUAAUAACAGCAGUGGAGAAUUAUCUGACCGAGUAGUAACACCACUCAGAAUGUUCAGACAAAUCUCUCCACCUUCAUAUGAUAAUAUUCAAGCACUCUCCGACUCACCUCUUCUUGACGAUCAACAACAAACUAAAGCUAACAAGAAGAGUGUUACAUCUUCUGACCUUGAUAAACAAAUGGCCAGACGGAAAGAAUUAGAAUUGUGGAGAUUAAAGAAAAAAGUAUCCACUACUACAUCAUCUACAACACCAACCUCUAUUAGCACAUCAAAAGUUCCCCAACAAGCUCCAAUAACAUCAGCCCAAAUUACAUCUCCAUUCUCUAGUCAUCAACGAUUGAGGAGAACUCAAAAUAAUCCAUCAACAAGUAAUGCUCCUGGUAAUUCUACCAAACCAACCACCCAUAAAUUGCUCUUUUCUGAAUUGUCACCCAGAAGAGUACUUCCAGAAUCAAGAAAGAGAAAAUCAACCACAGAGCAACAACCUUCUAUUCAUCCUCCUCCAAAGAAAACACUCACCAAUAAUAAUAGAGGCAACAUUUACAAACCAGAUACGAGAAAUGUACAACCAAUUCACACUAGUAGACCACCACAAGUUUCUACAACUAAAUUCAUACCGAGCAAACAUCAAGCAGCCAAUGAAACUAAUCAAUUGAAUUUAUCAUCAAUCUUAAUUGUUGAAGAUAGAACACUUUUUGAGGAAGAUAAACACAUGCUGGAUAAUAUUGUAAAAAUUACAGACUCUUUAGAAGAUCCUACAUUAGUUCAACAAGAACAGAUAUCAAAUUCCAUCAACAACCAAAGAGAAAACGACACCCAAAUACCAACAAGUAUGGCACCAAAGAUUGAGGAAUCAAAAACUAACACCAGUUUUGCCAACAAUGAACCAUCCAUACUGCUUGACGUAUCCUAUACUGGAUCAGAACCAAGAAGCGCCAGAAAAUCCAUGAAGCAAAAGAGUUUCAUUUCUAAUCCUGCCAAUUCUGUUGCUUUCUCUCCACUUGUUAACAAAUCCAAGUCAUUAACUGCCAGCUUACUUACUCCUGUCAAUACAAUGGAAUCUCUAACAAGAGUUGGUGGCACCAAUGACAAAAGUUUGUUUGGUGAAUUCUCUCUCCUAGACGAUUCAAAACCAUCAACAACUAGAGGAGCCUCACAACUCUUACCAGAUCUUACCAAUCCAACAAAUCUAAGUUCUCUUACCAAAACAAUCAAUCUUAAUACUAGCAUAUCGAAUGAUUUAGACCAACUAAAAUUGAAAAUAUUUGAAUUGGAAGAGAAUCUGAAGAGGGAAAGAAAAGAAAAGGAGAUGUGGAUGGAAAAAUAUAAGAAUCUAUUACUCUCCAAUAAUCAACAAUCAAUUGGCACCAAUACCUCUCUGCUUUCUAGGAGUUUUACAACACUCGAUCCAAAACCAUCAUUAUCCAAUAGAAGUUUUAACAAUGGUAGUUUUUUAACAGAGCCAAUAAAACGAUAA